GGCAACACUGCUACUAAAUGUCAAACUGUCUGCGGGAAUUUCGGUGAUACAAACUGAAUUUGUUGUUUUGAUGUUAAUCAAUAAAAUUGAUGUACCUACACGGAGAAAAUACUUGAACCCUUUAUGCAAUCUUUUGAUGUAGAUUUUACGCUAAUAGAAAUUGCAUGUUAAGGAAUUUUGUUAAAUAGGAACUUGUGGCAAUGGCAACAGCUGUAGCUAAUAAUCAGAAAAAGUCAGUGAGCUCGAACAAUGCACCCACAGGAGGAGUGCGUAAAAAAUCUGGACCAAAGUUUGAACUUUCGGAAGAGCAGAGGCGCGACAUAAAAGAAGCAUUCGAUCUAUUUGAUACAGAAAACACAGGAAAAAUAGACUCGAAGGAAUUGAAAGUUGCGAUAAGAGCACUAGGUUUUGAGCCAAAGAAAGAGGAAAUCAAGAAAAUGAUUGCAGAAAUAGAUAAGGGUGAUGGAAAAGUAUCCUUUGAGGACUUUCUUGAUUUAAUGACUGUAAAAAUGGCAGAGAAAGAUACCAAAGAAGAAAUAAUGAAAGCUUUUAAGCUUUUUGAUGAUGAUGAAACAGGUAAAAUAUCAUUUAAAAAUCUUAAAAGAGUAGCAAAGGAACUUGGAGAAAACUUAACUGAUGAAGAACUUCAUGAGAUGAUAGAUGAGGCAGAUAGAGAUGGAGAUGGUGAAAUAAAUCAAGAGGAGUUUCUGCGGAUUAUGAAAAAAACAAGCCUGUAUUAAUAAAAUUGCACAAAUUAUGCACUUAUUAUAGUUUAGGUAAUCUAAUCAUAAUAUAUUGCAAAGGUACAAGAUGUCUAUUGUCUAUGUAGUCAACCUUUCAGUUUUGUUAUCAGGGUAUUGUGUUGUAACUGGUUUCUUAAUAUUUUAUAAAUGUUGUUCUAAUAUUUAAUUAAUAUCCAGAUGGCUUGAGAACAUAUUUUUUUAUUGGACAUUUUGAAAAUAGACUCCUAUUUUCUUUUAUGUUCAUAGUUUGUAACACUUCCCCCAUAUUAAUAAACAAGGACUAAGGCUUUGACUAGUUACACCAUGUUUUGUUCAUAUCACUCGAAUGACAUAUUUUGGCAUUCAAUGAACAGAGACAAAACAUGAAGUAAUCAAUCCAAAAAGAUUCUGCAUUUAUAAAUACGGGGGUAGUUGUUGUUUUGCCAUUGCUGUCAUUAUAAACCACUUUUUAGGGUUCCGUAGUCCUGACAAGGAACCCUUAUAGUUUUGUCAUGUCCAUCUGUCCGUCCCCAGUUUUGCUUGGAGACUUUUAGCACUAGAGAGCUGUAAUUUUGUGCAGUUUAUAUAUCGAUUAUGCCAAUAUAAUGGUAGGAUUGAAAAACCUGGAAAAAUUUAUGAUAAUAGUGCUUUUCAUGAAAUUUUAAGGAAAACUAUAACGGUUAAGAUAGAUUUGUUACUUAAAGAGUAAUAGUCAUUCAACUUUGGUUAAAGAGAAUUUCUUACCUAUUGAAAAUUCCUUAGAAGAAAACAUUAAUGGUGGCAUAGAUGGAGUUAUUGUAGUGUAAAACCUUGCAUUGCAACAAAAUAAUAUAAAACUGUUUAAAAACCACAAUAAAAUAUCAUUAGUUUCACAACACUAGAGUGAGUACCAAGGGCAACGGAUUUUGUGCCGCGCUACCUUUACGUUUUUAUAAAAAGUAUAUAAUCACUUGAAAAUAUCAAUACCCGGUGACGCUGUAAAGGUCAUCUGACCAACAGCAUACACACUCAAAAAAAAAGUAGAGGAUGAUUGCUACAUAUGAAGCUUUUAGUCAGUAAGAGUCUGACAUAACCUUGCAGCCGGCUGUAAGGUAUCCAUGACGAUUUUAAAUCCGCUCCCCUGCUUGGGAGGAAACAAAAAAAAUCGGCGAUUAUCCUUUGUACUUAAAAAAAUAAUAAUAGGGGAAACUACCCAAUCAUUGGCACUCUUCCUAUUAUUGGUACUUUUGAGUUUAGUUCGAAAAAACCAGGAAACAAUAGAUUGUAGGAAUAAUGCUGCCAAUUUUCAAAUUUCGUAACCAUACUAGGUUUUUCUUUUUCAAAUGUAACGACCUUGAAUAAUCUAUCGUCUUCUUGUUUUUUUCGAAUUAAACUCAAAAGUGCCAAUAAUAGGACGAGUGCCAAUGAUUGGGUGGUUUCCCUUAUCUAAUUGAUUUUGAGUUUGAGAUGCAGUUUGACUUUGAUUUGGGUAUUUAGUUCAGAUACGUAGAUUGAUAUAGAAAAUAAAGACUCCUGCUCAAAUAUAUUGUGGCAACUACGGAACCCUACACUGCGCGUGGCACGACACGCACUUUGCCGGGUUUUAUAAAUCUGGAAAUUAUUAAAAAAACUUUUUGUGUGUUUCAAUGAAAAUGCAAUGAACAUAAGCAUAUUUUUGUUGCUUUAUUGGAAUUUUGUUUAAAAUGGGUUCCUACAUCUUUGUUUUUAGUGUUUAUCUUUUAUUGUAUAAAUAUUUCUAUUCAUAUUUUAUCACAAAAUAAUUUAACAUUUUAAGGCACAAUGUUUAUAUAUAUAUUUAGGAAUGAAAAGGAAUUAAGAAAAAAUAUCAAAUGUUUGUGUAACUUUAUAGCAAAGCUUUAAAGCUAGUAGCAUAGUUUGAUGUUGCUUUGUGAAGGCUUUUUUUAAGAUGAGAGCUUUAAAUAAAAUAUUUCCAAAUCAGUAUUCUCAUAUCAGUAAUAUUCUGAUUGCAGCAUUUGCCAUUGUCGUAUUGUUGUAAAUAAAUAUAAAUUAAUGCCAAACUUAAACCAGUACAUAUCUAUUUUUAUGUAAUGCAAAGUUAAGUUGAAUGCAAGAGAUGUCAUGUAAUAGGACUUAAUAAACAUGAAGGAAAAC
This is a messenger RNA of Chilo suppressalis (striped riceborer), 2834 nucleotides long. NCBI's taxonomy places the organism in Eukaryota, Metazoa, Arthropoda, Insecta, Lepidoptera, Crambidae. The record is from the annotation of a GenBank genome assembly.